Molecule: messenger RNA, 2606 nt
Organism: Notodromas monacha
Lineage: Eukaryota; Metazoa; Arthropoda; Ostracoda; Podocopida; Cyprididae
Source: the annotation of a GenBank genome assembly
GUUUUUUCUUUGUUUUUGCAGUAAUUCUGGUGAAUCACCUAUCAAUCUGUGACGCUUACGUUAAGCGGGUUCGAGAAUUAAUUGAAGAAUUGAAUCCGCCUCGUGUGAUACCUUCGCGAUGGAAAAAUCUCGGAAGCUCAAGACUUUGAAAGAGACAGGAAUGCUGCUGAAGCAUCUGGCCAACAUCCGCGGCCUGCACGUGGAAUGUUCAGCUUGUAAAAAGCUACGAUUUCUACCGGAUGUGCACGAUCCCCAACUGUUGCCCGUGCGUUGGCUCUGCUCUACGGGCCACUGGCAUUGCAAGGAUCCCGAGGAGCACCCCAGCCAGACGGAUCCCACUUAUGCUGCGGCUGAAGGAAAAUUGUUGGACGCCACUUUUGUUCUGGGUUCUGUUGUUUGGGCCAAGUUCCCGAAACAAGCAUCGCCACGAAACCGAUCUUGGUUCCCGGGGAUGAUCGAUGAUAACUAUGACAUCAAUGAAUAUUAUUGGCCGCCCGUGGAAGUUAUGCGCGAGGGAGCUGCAAUAGAGCAGUAUUUCGUCAUGUUCUUCAAUCACAAGCUGGAUCGUUUCUGGGUCAACGCUCGUGACGUGAAACCAUUUUCUGAGUCCCGAAUCGUUAAAUCGUGGAUCAGAGAAAAUACCGCCGAGCUCCGAUACGCGGAAAAUAUGGCCACUGCUGCGGCCUGCUUGCCAAUCGAAGAACGAAGAAUCAAGUAUUCAUACCUGACAUUGUCGCCUCAAUUUCGUGGCAUCCUCGCAAAGGAGCCAAUGGAUACGGAAAUUCUUGUGGUCGAAAACGAUGUAGACGAGAAAAUGGGUUCCCCGGAGGACUCGAAAGUCGAACCACCGAUCGUGAAGAAGUUGAUCGAAGAAUAUUUCAAGGAUUUCGCGGAAUUCGUUCCUCGAGUAGGCGAAGAUGUUGUCAAGCCGUUGCCCGGGUCGACAUUGAGAAAAUCCGCGGAUCGAAAGAAACAGACCGACGUGAAAGGUUCUCGCAGGGAAAAGGCUAAAGGACAAGUCAAGGAUUCCGUGAUGCCGCAACGUGUUCGUUCUUCUGAUAUUUCUGCUAGAGCAGAAUCUGGGAGAAAAGAAAACGCGUUCCGAGUGGAGGAACAAACCGAACCACAGGAAGAGCAGAGUUAUGCUGAAAGUCCAGAAGGCCAGAAACCGUCAGAAAUGGCCAGAAGACGCAGUGCGAGAUCAGCAGUUGCGAAAUCGGUCGAACCUCCCCCCAUUCGGGAACGAAAGGUUGAAGGUAAUGAUCGUGUGAGAUCUUCCAAGCGAAAUCAAGCCUCUGACUUUAAGCAGAAGCAGAAUCUCGAGAAAUCUUCUCUGAAAACGUCGAAAUCCGGGGAAAGUGUCGAAGCGCCGGUCAGAGUGAUGAAGAAAAAAAUCUUGGUGAAAAGAACGAAGCGGACUCGAGUUUCGACUAUUAAAACGACCAAACCAGUGAUUUCUAAACCGAGGGAGUCGAAGGAUAAUCAAAAUGUUACCCCUAAAAUGCGUGAAAAAGCUCCAACUAAAUCGGGAGGUCGUGCUAAAAAAACCAGAAAAAUCGUGGAAGAAGAAGCGACUGCACGGGAAAGCACCCCUGAGAUCGUGCCCUCAUCUGGAAUCUCGAAUCCGUUCACUACAUUGAAAAACUAUGCGAGAAAUCUGUUCGGCGGCGGUGAUGAUGAUUCUUCGGAUAUUGAAGACCAGAAACCGCCUUUGAGCGAUAUUCUUAUUGAAGAAGUGACGGAAUCCUCAGAAGAGGCGUCUAGAGAAUAUAAUUGCGAAGCUAUCGUUGAAUGCGAUGAUUCUUCAAGUGAUGGCAGUGGAAGAAUGGACGUGAAGAUAUUUCCUGUUGAAAUUUCGGACGUGGAAGAAGAAGGCGAAGAAGAGCAGAAAAGUUGAGCUGGAAAGAACAACUUCUAAGCGGUGUUGGUAUUGGGAAAUUAUUCUAGAAAAGGUGGACAUGUUAUUUUGUGUUCCUAUUGGUUGUGGAAUUUUUUCCGUCUUUCCAUAUUUCUCUAUUUAGUUGUAGAUUUCUUCCUUUGGCUUUCAACCGGUAAUUUUGUUGUCCCUUCAUAUUGCCCGUUUUUGGAUAGUAAAAGAAGAAGAGCAUGGAAUCUCCCACAUUUAAUUUAUGAUGUAAGCACGGUAUAUUUUGUGUAUCGAUUUUGUUAUUCAGGUGACAACUGGUAACGAACGAUAUGUCAAGUGAUUUAUCUCGGAACUUUCCUGUGAUGCGAAAAGGUUGUUGAUUUUAGAAGUUCAAAAUUUGAAAUCUACCUUGACAAAACUUGGCAUUGGUUAUUAUUGUGGUUGAUUUCGUUGCAUAACGGAACUUCAGGCUGUUGAUUGAGCGGGUGGUUCUUUUUACAUGUCAUAAAUGUGAUACUCUCAGAGAUCCCGUUAUUGCGACGGAAUGGAUGCUCAGUAGAAAGACUUUUAAUAUUGUAAUUUUUCAUGUUCUUUCAAUGUGUUCUUGUGCCAACCGGCGGCAACGGAUUUUUGGUGAUAGUUACUGUAUUUGCAUUUUCGUGUCACGAAAAAAGAAAGGAAUGUGAUUCUACGAAAACGUUAUGGAAGGGAUGAAAUAAAAGCUCAGUGGGAGAAACGA